Messenger RNA from Manduca sexta (tobacco hornworm), 917 nucleotides. Its product is annotated as trypsin, alkaline C-like. Bases 72 to 845 code for a protein of 257 amino acids. NCBI's taxonomy places the organism in Eukaryota, Metazoa, Arthropoda, Insecta, Lepidoptera, Sphingidae. Gene Ontology annotation, molecular function: serine-type endopeptidase activity. Gene Ontology annotation, biological process: proteolysis. The transcript has 4 exons. The record is from RefSeq and is a predicted model, not a curated record.
UUUUUAUUGAUAUUAACUUCAUAUAAAUUGUGUAAGUGUUAAAUAAAUCCCACACUUUGUCUUCGGCAAAUAUGAACGUUGCAUUUUUUGUUUUAUUCAGUCUGGGCUUUGUGGCGGCAGAAGCCGUCCCCCAGGGUAGAAUAGUCGGCGGUUCAUUGGCAACCAUCAACCAGUAUCCCACCAUUGCUUGCCUGCUGACAAACAGGGACACUGCCGGCCAUUUCAGACAAAACUGCGGCGGCACUAUCUUGAAUCAACGACACAUUUUGACAGCAGCUCACUGCAUUGAACGAGACCAUCCUGCCCAAUGGAGGGCCCGUUUGGGAUCUUCUUUCGCCACCAGCGGAGGCGUGUUGUACAACAUUGCCGCUUUCAACCUCCAUCCCAAUUACAAUCCACGUACAAUUGACAGUGACAUUGCUAUAAUGCGAACAAGUAAUUCCAUUUCGUACACUAACGUGAUCCAGGCGGCCCAGAUCGCUGGAGUCAACUAUAAUCUUCGCGAUAACGAGCGUGUGUGGGCUGCUGGAUGGGGACGUAUUUCACAGGGUGGUCCUAACUCUGAGCAGCUACGCCACGUUCACCUGGAAGUGAUCAAUCAAAAUAUUUGCAACCAAAGGUAUGGGCAUUUCACUAUCACCAACAACAUGCUGUGCGCUGGCGUGAACGACAAUAGCAACCGCGGCCAGUGUCAGAUGGACUCCGGCAGUCCUCUCUACCACAACAACGUAGUCGUUGGCGUCUGCUCCUUUACAAUGAUAUGUGGCGACCCUUUUCACCCCAGUGGCAAUGUACGCGUUUCCCGUUUUACCGAUUGGAUUCAAAGGAAUUCCUUAAUGAUUUAAUAUUACAAAAAUGACGAACUGUACAAAGUGUUAGUGUUAAAAAAUAUCAAUAAAGUCAAAUGAAAAAUAAAA